Messenger RNA from Pelagomonas calceolata, 805 nucleotides. The record is from the annotation of a GenBank genome assembly. Lineage: Eukaryota; Pelagophyceae; Pelagomonadales; Pelagomonadaceae.
ACCUGCAAAACUGAUACAAAUUGUCUUGUAACACAGCGUGGUUGCAACACUGCUGACAGUUUCGGACUCUCUGACCUCAAGCAGUAUUCCGAGCACCAGCACACGCAAUUUGCAUUGCAUCUGUUGCCGCUGUCAGCCACGACACCAUAUCCCUCCGCGCUGCACGUCGUAUCGGUGCAACGCAAGCACAAAGAUGACCUCACUCGCAGCGAGAAUAGCGGGCUUCCCCAAGGCCCAGCCCUUUGUCUUUAACCUGGGCGUGGCCGCGGCCAAGACGUCCGCCGCCGACUUGCUCACCCAAACCGUCGUCGAGAAGAAAUCAUUCCCCAACGGCAUCGACUGGAAGCGCAACGCUUCUUUUACAGUAUUCGGCUUCGCCUACUUGGGCGGGUUCCAGUACUGGCUCCAGGUCAACAUGUUCCGGAAAAUGUUUGUUGGCAUGGACAAGGUCGCGGAGAUGCCGCUUUCCAAGAAACUCGUGGACCCUUCAGCUCUCAGUGUCAUCGCGAAGCAGAUCGCCUUCGACAUCGCGAUCCACAUGCCCUUCAUGUACUUCCCUACCUUCUAUGUCGUGAAGCAAGCCGUGCAGGGCCCGCCGGGCGGCAACGUCGUCGUGGACGGGUUGUCGAAGUACAAGGAGAACUGGGUCGUCGACCAGACGGCCAUGGUCAAAGUAUGGCUGCCCGCGGACGUCGUCUUCUUCUCGGGGCCGCUGUGGUUGAGAUUGCCUUUGAGACACGUGGUCAGCUUCGGGUGGACGGCGUACGUGUCCUUCUUGCGGGGGGCCUAAGUUAUCAAGUAUGUU